AUGCACCCACAAGAACUCUCACACCUUGGUGUCGAUGUCAUCGACAUACGAUCUUCCUGUGGCACUGCCACUGGAAAGACUAUGAAAGAAGAGAUCCUCGACUCGAUCCGAGGAGGUGACGAUAAACAUUGCGUUAUUGAAGAAUCGGGCGGCCUCAUUGAGUGGAGCCGCUCUAUACCCACUGGCGCUGGACGUCUUGACAAAUCAUCGUGCUUGCUCGAUGGUAUCUGCAAGCAGAUUGAACUUGAUCAAACACUCAUGAAGGGGUCACGAGCAAUUUCUGCAACAUAUUGCGCAUUGGAUCUCCAAUACGAGCAGCUUCAAUCACGAAUCGAGCAGUUACUUCGGGAAAAGCCCAAUCUAGCCAACGGUCAGCUGGAGCUCCAGCCUCAUAGCGGCGUGUCCGUGCGGGGAGUGUGCGGAUCAUACUACGAUGCAAUCGGAUUCCUCCGUGACGGCGGGCUGGUUGACGAUUCAUCGCGCCCCCCGAUAUAUCUGCACAAUACGCAGUUUCGGAAAUGUCUGAUGUGGCUAGGUUCUUCGUUCACGAAUCUGAAGCCUGUCCAGGCCGCCAAAUUCCUUCGGCAGUUCACCCAGGAAGGCGUGCUGCAGGCGGGAGAUUUCAUGCUGGUCGGUAUUGACCGCUGCAGGGAUGUGGGGAAAGUGACGGCGGCAUAUAGCGACACGUCCGAACGGUGGCAGCAAUAUAUACAAAACGGACUAUACACUGCCGCCCACACUGUGGGCGACGAAUCGCUUGCGGAGAACUGGACAUAUGUUGCACGGUGGGAUGCCAAGGAGGGCCGCCAUUUGAGAUUCGUUCGCAGCGACCGACAUCGGACCGUUUCGCCAGAUAUCGAGAUCUCUGCCCGCGAACACGUGCUUUUGGCGCAAUCAUACAAAUACACACGGCAGGAUGCCCUCGGCGUGUUCGACAUGUCGGGGCUCACCGUCCGGUACGAGUGGGUCAACCAACCCGACGAUUGCUCUUUGUUUUUGCUGGAGAAGACGGAGCUAUGA
Molecule: messenger RNA, 1020 nt
Organism: Penicillium samsonianum
Lineage: Eukaryota; Fungi; Ascomycota; Eurotiomycetes; Eurotiales; Aspergillaceae
Exons: 5
Coding region: 1-1020 (339 amino acids)
Molecular function (GO): methyltransferase activity
Source: RefSeq, a predicted model, not a curated record